GAGGCGGCGGGCGCGCGCCAGAGGCGGUCGCGGGGCCAACCUGACUUUGUUCCCCCUUGUCCCUUCUUCGGGCGCACCCUCCUGGAGGCGCCCCUCCCCACCCCCGCCGCGUGCUCACAGGCGCUCCCUCCCGGCGAACCCGGCCCGUGGGCAUGGGGGGAGUCCGCCCCCUCAGUCCUCGAGGGGCUCCGAGGAGCCCGCCGCGCGCUCCCUGACGUACUGUCCUCGCCGAAGAGUCCAUGGGCGCGCCCUCGCAGGCCGGUCGCGGACGUGAGGGCGCUGGGCCGCGCGGCCGCGGAGCCGAGGAGAGCCGUUCUCGUGACCGGCGCCGCGCAGGCCGCGCGCGCGCGUCCCCGCCGCAACCCCGGCCGCGCCCGCCCCGCCUCUCGCCGCCGGCCCGGGAGCCCGGUCCGCGAGUGGCGGCGGCGGCGGCCGGAGGGACGAUGAGCGGCACGGCGCGGGCGGGCCCGGCCCGGCUCGCCGCGCUCGCGCUGCUGACCUGCGGCCUGUGGCCGGCGCGGGCGGACAACGCGAGCCAGGAGUACUACACGGCGCUCAUCAACGUGACGGUGCAGGAGCCCGGCCGCGGCGCCCCGCUCACGUUCCGCAUCGACCGCGGGCGCUACGGGCUCGAUUCGCCCAAGGCCGAGGUCCGCGGCCAGGUGCUGGCGCCGCUGCCUCUCCACGGAGUUGCUGAUCAUCUGGGCUGUGAUCCUCAAACACGAUUCUUCGUCCCUCCUAAUAUCAAGCAGUGGAUCGCCUUGCUGCAAAGGGGAAACUGCACCUUUAAAGAGAAAAUCUCCCGGGCUGCUUUCCACAAUGCAGUGGCCGUGGUCAUCUACAACAAUAAAUCCAAAGAGGAGCCAGUCACCAUGACUCACCCAGGCACUGGAGAUAUCAUUGCUGUCAUGAUAACAGAAUUGAGGGGUAAGGAUAUUUUGAGUUAUCUGGAGAAAAACAUCUCUGUUCAAAUGACAAUUGCUGUUGGAACUCGGAUGCCGCCAAAGAACUUCAGCCGUGGCUCUCUAGUCUUCGUGUCAAUAUCCUUUAUUGUGUUGAUGAUUAUUUCUUCAGCGUGGCUCAUAUUCUACUUCAUUCAGAAGAUCAGGUACACAAAUGCACGCGAUAGGAACCAGGAUGCCGUGGGACUGUCCCUACAUGCCGUUUCCCACCCAGAGCAACCAGGGGUCCUCGGGGAAGUGGCUUAUUCCAGGCGUCGUCUUGGAGAUGCAGCCAAGAAAGCCAUCAGUAAAUUGACAACAAGAACAGUGAAAAAGGGCGAUAAGGAGACAGACCCAGACUUUGACCAUUGUGCAGUCUGCAUAGAGAGCUACAAGCAGAAUGAUGUGGUCCGGAUUCUCCCCUGCAAACAUGUUUUCCACAAAUCCUGCGUGGACCCCUGGCUUAGUGAGCAUUGCACUUGUCCAAUGUGCAAACUUAAUAUUUUGAAGGCCCUUGGAAUUGUGCCAAAUUUGCCUUGUACUGAUAAUGUAGCAUUUGAUAUGGAAAGGCUGACCAGAACCCAAGCAGUCAACCGAAGAUCAGCCCUGGGUGACCUUGCCAGUGACAACUCCCUGGGCCUUGAGCCACUUCGGACUUCGGGGAUAUCGCCUCUUCCUCAGGAUGGGGAGCUCACUCCUAGGACAGGAGAGAUCAACAUUGCAGUAACAAGUGCUCACUUCUUUCAUCGAAACUCCCUGUCCCCUCGGAGCCUGGUGUAUGAAAGUGAAUUCUCCACAAUCGAACCUUCUUUGGACGUCUAUGAUGAGAACAAAACCUGAGUUUUAAAUCCCUGGCUGUCGGGGGUUCACUUCUUUUGUGAUUUGAUUUAUGAUCACCUUUCUUAUUUCGUAUUCUUCUGUCAGCGUCCGUUUGGGAAGAAUGGCAGCGCUUUCUAAGCACAGGUUGGGGUUCAGGUUAAAUUGCAAAGUCGCCCCCAAGGUAAGGCUUUGAGGACAGCAUUAUUGCCCGAGGCAGCCUCAUGGUUCAGAAAGCCAGCUGCUGAUCAUAGGUGCCUGGCAGGGCUGGCUGUUUGCAGAGAAGAGGCAGCGCCGGGGCUCAGUGUUGUGUUGCAAACCUGCUAUUCUGUGCCAGGGUGGAGUUGGGGUUUCUUAAAACACCUUUUGUGAUCCCCACUGACGAUGCACACUACCACCUGUGAAACUUCGUACCCACGCAAAGAGCAAGUCGCUGCCCUUGACCUGCUUUGUGUCGUCCUCUGCCUCUAACUCCCUUUGUGAGACUCUGGCCACCUCGAUGCCGCCAGACCACAGCCAUGGCGCUGGGGUACAUGCGUGGGGCCAAGCGGUCAUCUGCCCUGUCAUUUUCCAGCCUCUGUGUUGAGCAUGGCGUAAGGUGACAAGUAUUUACCACUGUCCCUGCAGCCUGUGGACUCAUCAACUUGGCCACCUUGGAAGUGUGUGUUUGGGGAGGUGGCACCCAGGAGCCCAGCCCAGCAGUCUCUGGGCACACUAAUUUCAGGAGCCUGGGCAGUGGCCAUCCACAUCAGAACAAUUUUGAAUGCUCCAUUGAGAAGAUCAAACCCCCUCCCUGCUGCUCGAUGCCCGAUAAGCACCCUCUCUGGUCUUCAUCCAGUCCAGCCCAACCCCUUCCCAGCAGCCUGGGCAUCUGUGUGUGUGCCAGCAGCCAGGAGUCGCUGCAGCUGGCGGGGCAGACAUUGGAACGCAUGUGCUCUUCCUAUGUGCCUGGGAGAACGUCAGGUUACCAUGGUGAGAAACACGUAUCCUACAAGUGAUCCCAGCAUAGAACCACAACGAGCAAGUUCCAAAAACAAGUCUUUUGCAAAGGACACGCCAUAGUCCAGUCUCUUUUCUCCUUGCCAGCCUGAGCCAUGCAGAGGGCCAGGGCAUCGGCACACUGUUAUGAGAACGGAACCUGGAGUGUCUGUGUGCCUCAGUUAGAUCUCUGGCAGCAAACUGGAUACGGGACCUCGCCGCCCUGGUGUUUGUAUUGACUCUUUGGACCCUAAGUUUGAAAUGAACAGUUGCCAUCUACUCGUGUGUGGCUUCUCCUCUUGUACAGCAUUUUCUUCUCGCCCUGUGUCUCAGAGGUGCUUCAGACACAGGUGUACCCAAACCCAGAGCCCUCGGAGAACCGGGGCAACGACAGCCAUCAGGAACAGCACAGCACGGUGAGCAGCGGCGUUUUGAUUUUUAAUAAUUUAAGAUCUUAGCGGCUUUGGCUUCUUACCUUUCAUCAAGGGCUUUUGUUUGUUUCCUUUUUAUAGUCUUUGUACUAUAAAAAUAUUUUUGAUAAACAAUUUCAAGAGGGCAUCGUUCAGAAAGACAGGGUCUUGCCCACCAGGCUCGCAGCGAGAGAACUCAUCCUGGGUGCGUCCGUGGUAUAGAUGGGCACCUGCAUUUGUGUUUGGUUCGGCUCAUCCGACAGAUGAGAGAACUCAGUUCCAACGGUUGCCAUGUCGCCCAUACCACCACCUCAUCUUCUCGAACCCAAACUCACAUCCAGCGUAACAUUUUCUUAUGAUUUGCACAGUCCUGCAAAGACAUACCCGUUCAGUUCCACUCAAGGAAUUUUCUUUACUGAAAAUGAAUGAAAUUACUUGAGAAGAAAUUCUUAAAAUCCAAGCCCCAAAAGUCUAUUGAUAUAGUUAUUUGAAUUUCUGGGAAACUGGGGAAAACAGUCACUGAGGAAUCACUGAGGAGGCAUUGUCUAUGCAGACGCUUACUCGGGGUAGUGCUCCCGAUCCCAGCCCCACUCCUGUUUCCUGAACACUGGUCCCGUUGGUCCUGCCUUCCAGCUCCAUUGCAGAGUGUCUUUGUCAGGAGGGACACUGACUUCUCUCAAGGCUCUCAGAGAAGAUGACGUUUCUUACCCCAGAGGCUAAGGGGAAAUCCAGGCUCCGGGGCAGGGGUGUGGAGGGGCCAGCUGACCCAGGGGGAGUGUUCAAAUGUUGCAGGACUUAGCGCCAGUAGUACCCACCAAGGGACGUGUGAUCAUCUCUGAUCAUUUUCUUGGGGGUGGGUUGAGGAGCUCUGCUUCAGAAGGGGCCGUGGAGUCUGUUUACACCCUAUACCAUGCAUGUCUCUGCUGGCUGCUCUGAGCUGGGCCUGUCCAAAGCCUUGUCCUCCUGUUCCACCCUCAACCUGUUCCCCAGGCAGAGCUGGCUCAGAACCGUUGGCAGGUGUCACAGGAUACUCUCAGAGUGGGUCUGGAGCUUAUGCUUUGGUGAUGUUUACCAUCCUGGGGGGAACUGCCCGUAGCCCUCCUUCCCUGUGACUCCAGGGACAGGGAAGUAGGGACUGGCCAGACAACAGUCAGGGUGGCCCCCUGGAGGGCUGAGCUGGAAGUCACCAGCAGUGACAGUGGUGGUUCUGAGUGUGUCCCUCCAGGGCCACCAGGCUCGCUCCUUCCCCAAGCAACUAGAACCUCCUGGGGAGGUUGCAGGAGCUGGAGCCAGAGCCAGAGCCGUAGUCUCACAGCCCCCUGGGGUCAGGCCCAGCAGAUGUCCCUGAAGGGAUGUUCAUGAGGCGCCUCCCUGAGCACAGGUGUGGCCCAUGCAUGGCUGAGUCUGCAUUUGACACGGCCCUGGAUGCACCAACAGCCCAGCUUCCAGAAAAUGCAAUCAGAAAUGCACUAAGAAGAUCCCGAACUUUCCCCAGGUUACAUUUCCUGUGGCUUCAUAAGCCCUUCUGGUAUUUGUAUUACCCCUCACGUCCACUGCUGGCCUUGAGCUACCUGCGGAAUGACGCUGGCUUUAACUGAAGUCUCCUGCUAUUAGCCUCUGCCGUUAAGGCAGUGGCUACUCUACAGGAAAACUAGGAGUUGAAGUCAGUGUCGGGAGUCACCCUGGCCAGCUGUUGCUGUUCAUCAGAGUCACGAAGCAGAAACACUGCCUCCAGACAAGUAGACUUAGGACUGGAGGAAGUCCAGUUUUAUCAGCAGACCUGUAUUAAGCUCUCACUGUGCUAAACAUGGAGUUAAUGGCGAUGCUGUGAGCAACAGUGGUUCUAGAAAACUGGCACAUAACCAGCCAACUGGGAGGCUGCGAGCGAUGAAAUGAGAGUGACAUUGACAGAGGAGGAAGAGGAGGAGGAAGAGGGACAGCACCACAGCUGCAAAGAGGUCAAGAGAGGGCUGAGGAGAGCAGGAGCCCCACAAGGGCUAAGGGCUGGGGUUGGGGGGUUUGCAAGGGACAAGUGGCACUACUGUGGCCUCGGGUCCUAGGGCCUGUCUUAGGGCAAGGAAGAGACACCUCACAGUUAGACCCCAGCCAGGAUGCUGCCUGAGCGUUGGCAAAGGAGGGAGCCAAGAGGUCGAAGCGUAAACACAGGUGUGUGCGUCUGUGAUGGUGUGGGUGUUGGGGGCACCCAGGGAGAGUCUUGUGAGAACACAUCAGGUAUGGGGCUGGCAAGACCUCGGAGGGAGGCAUGGAGAUGCAGUUGUGGCUCUCGACAAGGGUUUGGUGGUAGAAAGGAGGUGGGAAGGAUGCGGCCCCUUCUGGAGGGGUCCACAGAGGCCCACCAGCCCCAACCAGCCAGCCCCUCCUCAUGGGUCUCCCUGCCCCCAGGCCACACUGACUUCUUGAGGCCAAGUGAGGAGGCAAGCCAGUUUUUCUGUUUUCUUCACUCUGACUCGGGAAAGAAAGAAGAUACCUUAUGACAAACAGGCCAAAAAAAAAAAAAAAGACCUUUCUGCAACUUGAGUAUAAACUCCCCCACGGGUCAGAGCGCUGCUGGCAGUCCUCAUCCUCCUGUUGGCUCUCCCCACACACACGACCGCAAACGACAGAAACAGAGACAGUGGCAGCCCGAAGGCAAGUGCUUUUCUCCAAAGCAGAAGUCCUGGGGGAACGUCACUGGUGGCCUGGCUCAGCAGUAAGCGUCUCCAUGCACCCUCCUGUGCAAAGCCGAGAGCUGACAGAACCGAGGACACCCUGAGCAGGCUUCUCCUAGCUGCAGGGGACCCUUUGUGCUCGCCCCCACCCACUGGGAAGGCACGAGCUCACGGGGAGGAGCGUCAGUCACCGUCCUUAUCCACAUCCCUCUGGCAACCCUCGAGAUUACCGAUAAUCCUUCUGAACUCUUCUGACCACUUCAACCUAACAUAAAGUGAAUUCUAAUUUGCUUGGGGAUUUCUCCUUCAUCCAAACAUGCUUAUACUAUGUGAUAGUAAAGGACUUCCCUCAUGACUGGAAGAUGCUAAAUCACCAAGGUGUGUGUUCAGAAGUGUGGUGUGGGAGGGUGGUCAUGUAGACCAACUUUCCCUUCAGGCAAGCAAGCUGUUCUUGCAGCAGCUCACAGGUCACAGUCCCAGCACCACUGCAGGGUGCUCUGGCUUGACACUGCCAUCCUGGAGGGAGCAGAGAGAGUGCUGUCUCCCUGCAUCCUCCCUGGCAGCCUGCCGUGCUGACCCACCUGGAAGAGAGGCCCUGCUCCUGGUGCCUAGGAACAGACUCCACUUCACAGUGGCAACAGCUCUGCCUGAGGAAACUUGACCGUGUGAUGAUAUAUACAGGAAAAAACUCCAAAGUAGGAACUGAUGUUUGGUGUACGGAAAACACCUUCACCUAAUGAAAAUAUCUUAUUCCUAUACAAGAGAAGGAAUUGGUACAAACUCUAAGCCACAUAAUUGUUUUCGGCCCUCAAUAGCUUUUAUACUCAUAACACAUUAAAGUUUUCAUAGUUGGGUCAUUCAGAGCCCCUCUUACUCUGGGUUCCUGCUAACUAUGCACAACAUCUCAGAGGAUGGCAUACAGAACUAUUUUUCUAACUACAGCACAGGUCACUGGGGGUGGGGGAGGCUUGGGACAUACUUAAAUGUGGCAGGCGACUUACCUUCCACCUUGAUGGACAAAAGGGAAACUAUGCACUUGAGUUUUAAAUCACCAUUGGAUAGCUUGUGCCAGAAACCACACCCAUCCAAUAUUCAAGAAGCAAAACUGACUGUGAGCUCAGUCCGGGGGCUCACUGUAGGGGAAUUACCUUGUCUAGAACACAUACACCUGCAAGUAAAAGGUGAGCUGAUUUCUUUACAAUCAGAUCUCAUCAGACCUUUGAAAUGUUCUGGGCGGCACAACUCCCGGGUCCAUGUGACUCAUGUAAGUAUAACUAAGUAGUGAAAUUGUCUGGUAUAUUCCUAUAUGCCAAUAGUGUACACCUGUAUGUGUGGAAUUUGCUAAUAUAACCAUUUCAAUAAAAACCUAUUGAAAAUGCU
Oryctolagus cuniculus (rabbit) is the source of this 7194-nucleotide messenger RNA. RefSeq names its product ring finger protein 130 (gene RNF130). Gene Ontology annotation, cellular component: nucleus. Lineage: Eukaryota; Metazoa; Chordata; Mammalia; Lagomorpha; Leporidae. Gene Ontology annotation, biological process: ubiquitin-dependent protein catabolic process; protein ubiquitination; positive regulation of DNA-templated transcription. Gene Ontology annotation, molecular function: ubiquitin protein ligase activity. The record is from RefSeq and is a predicted model, not a curated record.